Cherax quadricarinatus is the source of this 1270-nucleotide messenger RNA. Its product is annotated as homeobox protein engrailed-1a-like. The record is from RefSeq and is a predicted model, not a curated record. Gene Ontology annotation, molecular function: RNA polymerase II cis-regulatory region sequence-specific DNA binding; DNA-binding transcription factor activity, RNA polymerase II-specific. Gene Ontology annotation, biological process: neuron differentiation; regulation of transcription by RNA polymerase II. Gene Ontology annotation, cellular component: nucleus. NCBI's taxonomy places the organism in Eukaryota, Metazoa, Arthropoda, Malacostraca, Decapoda, Parastacidae.
GUAAUUUGUAGUGUGAUCGCGGGCGUUGAGGAUGUGUUAGUGGCGACGAUAACAACUCCCAGGGGACGAUGGCACGGCCUGCUGGCCUCCGCGAGUGACACUAUCCCCGGCACCUCGCGAACACUGGGCCUCGCUCCUCCUCGCCCUCAAUCAUGUAUUCUGCCUGCAAGUGCUGCUAAUUGCAAGGUGCGAACCGACCCCGAUGUAAUUCGGAAGUGCGCGUUCCGACGGACAAACGGCGUUGUCCACGCUGGAGGCUGGUGCCCACGACGCUGCCGCCGGCCUCAUGGCUCCUGCACGCGGCCGCUGCUAAAGAAAAACUCGUGGUUUAACCUCGAGUUGUUGUAACGAGACGGUAAUUACUGCAGAAAGUGUAAUUAGCGGGUUGUUAGGUGAAUAGUGCGGUUAGAGCGGCGUGAUGUGUGACACUUCAGAGACCAUGGACACGCGGUCAGAGCCCUCCCAGGGCACUGACGGUGACGCUGACGAUGACAUCUCCGUCGGCAGCCAUUCGCCGCUGCCGCCGCCUCGCAACGACACAGACGACUCCAUGAUCGACGUAGACGACAGCGCCAACGAUGAGCGCGGCGAAAAGGUAGCGGCGAGCCCCAAGGUGGAGCCUCCGGACCCCGCCAUGAGCCCCGGGCCGCCCCGGACGCCCCCCGUGGCCCACCAGGCCAACAACGCCGCCCUCCACCGCUCACUCAAAUUCUCCAUCGACAACAUUCUUAAGCCCGAUUUCGGGCGUCGUCUGGGCGAGGCGGUGGAGAGCAGCGACCAGCCCGUCGACCUCUCCCGGGUCACCAACAGGGAUCCCAAGAAGAUUUUCGGUGACCCGGCGCGCAGCCUGGCUGAGGUGGGUCAGGCACCUAACAACCUCCUCCUGAAGGAGCGGGAGGGCAGUGGUGGAACCCUCUGGCCCGCUUGGGUUUAUUGCACCCGAUAUUCCGACCGACCUUCUGCAGGUGAGUACUGCCGUCCCUACUGUACCACCUGGUUUAUAUCAACUGCACCACCUGGUUAAUAUGAGCUGUACUGCCUGGUUUAUAUCGACACCUAACGACGCUACCUAUAGUGCUGCCUCGAGCCUUUGCUCCAAGAAAUUAGAGCUUCCCUCUUCUUCUAUGGAUCAAACUUGAUUACCUCUCCUUCCUCAGGCGCCGUAGACCCCUGCGGGUAUAGCGCUUCAACCAUAAAAAUAAAUAUAAUGCACGUCACUUGAGAAGCUUGCACUCUCCGUGUUGUGUUCGCGGGGGGUCGAGUCUCGGCU